Messenger RNA from Diorhabda carinulata, 1678 nucleotides. RefSeq names its product protein O-glucosyltransferase 2-like. Gene Ontology annotation, cellular component: endomembrane system. Bases 121 to 1596 code for a protein of 491 amino acids. The transcript is spliced from 5 exons. The record is from RefSeq and is a predicted model, not a curated record. Gene Ontology annotation, molecular function: glucosyltransferase activity; protein binding. Lineage: Eukaryota; Metazoa; Arthropoda; Insecta; Coleoptera; Chrysomelidae.
ACUCUAUGUCAAUAAUCAAACGGAUAUAAACAGAAAGUGUAAAUAGUAGGAACAGUUUUUAAAUUGAAAAUAUUUAUUAGUUAAUGUUUUUUAAAAUACAAAUUUACAAUAUUUAUUAGAAUGAAACUUUUUACAUUUUUUGUUUUAAUGAAACUCUUUAUUAUUUGUUCAACUACUGUUAAAAGUAGUGACCAAUUAGGUAAAAUAUGGGGCCCCGGUUUAUCUCCGGAAAAGAUGGUAAUGCCAGCUAGAUAUUUUUUUGUUAAUCUCAUAACCAACAAUGGGAGUACAGUUGAUGAAAAUACACAGUUACAGGUAGUAGUGGAUGGAAAAACAAAGAAUAACAAACCAUGUCGUAUAUGGACUAACGUUCUUGAUAGAAAAGAUAACAGUUACAUUGUAAGGUAUAAAUUAUAUGAAACAUGCUCUUAUUUAAAAAUUUCUGUCACCUAUAAUAAUGAACAUUUAGCAAAAUCUCCCUAUUUAAUAAAUGCUCCCGUUAAAUCGGAUGAUUGCGUUUGUCCCACGCGAAAUAUUAACGAAUCAUUAAACGCGUGGGAGUGUGGGUCUGUACCAAAGUUUAUAAAUGAUAAAUUGAGUGUGUUUAGGAAGAUAAAUUGGACGGAACAGAGGAAAGAAAUUCUAGAGAGAUUUAAUCAACCACACUCUGUAAGCCUCUGUCAUUACAUAGUUAAAAAUAAUAAAAUAUACAGAAAAUGUUAUGGGAAAUAUGUUGGUUUUAAUAUAUUUGUAGAUAAUAUAUUGUUAUCAUUAACCAGAAAAGUCGUUUUACCAGAUGUAGAAUUUUUUUCGAAUUUGGGCGAUUGGCCUUUAUCCACUUUAAAGAAAAAAUAUCCGAUUUUUUCUUGGUGUGGCAGUACUGAUACCUUUGAUAUUAUAAUGCCCACUUAUGAUAUAACCGAAUCUACUUUGGAGAAUUUGGGAAGAGUAACUCUGGAUGUACUCUCAGUACAGGGUAAUACUGAUGGUCCAUGGGAAACCCGAAUACCCAAAUUAUUUUGGAGAGGUAGAGAUUCUAAUCAAUAUAGAUUAGAAUUGAUAAAACUUUCCAAGGAAUAUCCGGAUUUAAUUAAUGCUUCUUUAACUAAUUUCUUCUUUUAUAGAGAUCAGGAACAUAUUUACGGACCAAAGACUGAACAUAUAUCGUUUUUCAAAUUUUUCCAAUACAAAUAUCAGUUAGCUAUUGAUGGUACAGUAGCAACAUAUAGAAUGCCAUAUUUACUAGCUGGUGGUUCGUUAGUUUUCAAACCAGAAUCGAAGUAUUUCGAACAUUAUUAUAAAGAUUUAAAACCUAAUGUUCAUUAUGUACCCGUUAAAAGUGACAUCAGUGAUCUUAUUGAAAAAAUAAAAUGGGCUAUAAAUAACGACAAGGAAGCUAAAAAGAUAGCUUCGAAUGCACAAAAAUUUGUUAAUGAGAAUUUGUUACCAAAAAAUAUAUUCUGCUAUUAUUUCCACUUAUUUAAUGAAUUUAGUAAAAUUAUCACCAGUAAUAUAGAAAUUUUGGAAGAUAUGGAGUUUAUUGAGCAAAAGAAGAUGGAAAAAUGUGAUUGUAAUAACAAAAAAGACGAAUUAUAAACUGUUUUUUGUAUUACAAAUGAAUCUCUAAUCUUGAAAUAAAAUUACACAUUUACGAUUUAUAAAUAAAUUUAUUUACAAU